Musa acuminata AAA Group (dessert banana) is the source of this 1417-nucleotide messenger RNA. RefSeq names its product nifU-like protein 4, mitochondrial. Bases 210 to 1052 code for a protein of 280 amino acids. The record is from RefSeq and is a predicted model, not a curated record. Gene Ontology annotation, molecular function: iron ion binding; 4 iron, 4 sulfur cluster binding. Gene Ontology annotation, cellular component: mitochondrion. NCBI's taxonomy places the organism in Eukaryota, Viridiplantae, Streptophyta, Magnoliopsida, Zingiberales, Musaceae. Gene Ontology annotation, biological process: iron-sulfur cluster assembly. The transcript has 6 exons.
CAUCGAUCUCCUUUCCCCCUCGGUGGCUCUCGCCCUUCGCCCGCAUUCGCAGCACUUUUGGAAGCCCGCGUCGAGCGACGCGAAGGAGCGGAUACACGAUCUCGCCCUGCCUAUUUUCUUGUUUGGAGUUCGUCAAAAUUUGGGUAACAGGAGAUCCCUCCCGCUUCUAGUAUAUUGUAGGUCUCAAGACAACCUAUACGAAGCAGGGGAUGAAGAGAUCCGCAACGCUGGUUGCGAUAACCUAUCUCUUGGGUAGGACUACAAAUCCUAAUCCAAGUUUGAUCAGGGGGAGUAGCGGAUGCUAUCUCUAUUCUUCUCUUCGUGCAAUCUCUUCUGCGUCGAUCCCUCUUCCUCUUCGGAAUCAAUGGCCCUUUUCUCGAAAUCCAUCCAAUUCAUGGGCAUCGUCACCGUGGAUUCGGUUCGGAGGACAGAGGAGAAGCCUGUUUAUCCAAACACAGUCGACACCCAAUCCAUUGUCUCUCAUGUUUUACCCAGGACAACCAGUAAUGGAAGUUGGAAGUGCUGAUUUUCCCAAUGCUCGUACGGCUAUGACUUCGCCACUGGCUAAAUCUAUAUUUGAAAUUGAUGGAGUCUCAAGAGUUUUCUUCGGAUCAGAUUUUGUCACAGUAACAAAGUCAGAAGAAGCUUUGUGGGAUUUUCUGAAGCCCGAGAUUUUUGCAGCAAUAAUGGACUUCUAUUCAUCUGGAAAACCACUUUUGCUCGACUCAAAUGUUUCAGCUUAUAUGGACACAGCAAUCCAUGAGGACGAUUCAGAAAUUGUUGCAAUGAUCAAAGAAUUACUAGAAACACGAAUUCGACCUGCAGUGCAGGAUGAUGGUGGGGACAUCGAGGAUUCUGGGAUGGUCACGCUAAGAAUGCAAGGUGCCUGUAGCGGCUGCCCAAGCUCAUCUGUGACAUUGAAGUCUGGCAUCGAGAAUAUGCUUACGCAUUAUGUGCCGGAGGACGAGGCAGUUAAGAAUCUUGACGGAAACAGACGUUCCCAAAUAACAGUGACAUAUCACUUUGUAUUACUGUUAAUUUCUUAUACAUAAAAAGUUUGUCUGGUUUAUUUUUGUUCUCUUUUGAUCGACAGGUCAAAGGGGUUGACCAGGAGCUAGAUACGGAUGAGGGUGCUUCAUCAAGCGGUCAAACGCAAUAAAAUGUCACUGAAGAAGCCUAAUCAUCGAACCUCCCCCCGUAAAGAAUUAGUACCUGCUGUGAUUUCUCAACUCGCAACAUCAGUGGAGAAAUCUGGAGUUAUAGACCAUUUAACCUCUGUAUAUAUGUUUUGUAAGAGAGGAAAAAGAUAACCGUAAUGUUCGAUAGCGAAGCAUGUAACUAUCGAAAUGAGAUAUAUUUUUUUUUUCAUUUUUAUCCAUGGGCACAUUUCCACAUAAAUGUUGUCUUUUUUAUGUCA